UCUCUAUCAAGCCAGUGCCAGUCCACAUUUCUCAGCGUCGCGGCCUCUCCAGAGGCGUCGUGUCUCAACUUAGCGGGUCUCAUCCCUUUCUUUAGCAUCGACCACAACGCCUCUCUCGUUGCUCCUAUCAAUACUUGGUCCACAGACUUCUGCUCUCAGAGCGCCUGCACAAAUCAGAGCCUUGCCACUGUCUUCGAGACCCUCAUUCCAGAUUGCUCUGAAGGCUUUGAUUCCAGUCAAACGAACUAUACCGUUGAAUCUGCUAUCGCAACGAUACAAAGCAUCUACCCUACG
Molecule: messenger RNA, 294 nt
Organism: Heterobasidion irregulare TC 32-1
Lineage: Eukaryota; Fungi; Basidiomycota; Agaricomycetes; Russulales; Bondarzewiaceae
Exons: 1
Source: RefSeq, a predicted model, not a curated record